Fraxinus pennsylvanica is the source of this 459-nucleotide messenger RNA. Lineage: Eukaryota; Viridiplantae; Streptophyta; Magnoliopsida; Lamiales; Oleaceae. The record is from the annotation of a GenBank genome assembly.
AUGCAUUCGGGUUACAAGAGGGGAUUACAGUUCUUCUUUCUGAAGAAAUGCCCGAGGGAGAAUGAUUUUGAGAAGGGGAUUGAGGGAAGGAAUAGGUCUAAUCAGGUGGCAGGUGGCAGUGGUUUAUACGCUUUUUGCUUGUGGGCAUUGUUGGAUGAUGCAGCUUGGGAAAAGCAUUCGUGCGUAUAUUCAUAUGAUGCUUUUGGUUUGGAUUUGUUGCUUGUAAAUUCUUUGAUUGAUAUGUAUGGGAAAUGCGGGAGCUUAAAAAUAGCAAUAAUAGUAGUUGAUUGGAUUAAAAAGGUGAAUUGGACUUCUUGGAGCCCUAUGAUAAAUUGUUUUGCAUUAUACGGUCAGACUGAGGGAGCUUUUGGUGUUAUCACGAAUAUGCUGCUUCAUGGGGAUGAAGUGAAGCCAGAUGGAGUGACUUUUAUAGGGUUGUUAAAUGCUUGUACCUCUUGA